Molecule: messenger RNA, 947 nt
Organism: Aegilops tauschii subsp. strangulata
Lineage: Eukaryota; Viridiplantae; Streptophyta; Magnoliopsida; Poales; Poaceae
Product: sulfhydryl oxidase 1-like
Biological process (GO): protein folding
Cellular component (GO): Golgi membrane
Molecular function (GO): protein disulfide isomerase activity; flavin-dependent sulfhydryl oxidase activity
Source: RefSeq, a predicted model, not a curated record
GAACGCCACCGCGCCGGAGAGAUCCAGCCCCCGCCGAUCCAUGGCUCCCGCGGCGGCGCAGCUCCUCUUCCUCACCCUCGCCGUCGCCUCCUCCCUCGCCGUGGGCGCGGAGGCCCUCCGGUCGCUGGGCGUCGGCGACGGGGCCACCGCGCAGGGGGACUACGCCGUGGAGCUCGACGCCACCAGCUUCGACGCCUUCCUCACGGCAUCGCGAGAGUCCUUCGCCGUCGUCGAGUUCUUCGCCCACUGGUGUCCAGCUUGCAGAAACUACAAGCCUCAUUAUGAGAAGGUUGCAAAACUUUUCAACGGUCCAGAUGCUGCACAUCCUGGGAGAGUACUGAUGGCUAGGAUUGAUUGUGCAUCAAAGGUGAACAUAGAUCUUUGCAAUAGAUUUUCUGUUGACCAUUAUCCUUUCCUACUUUGGGGUCCCCCACCAAAAUUUGCUAACACUAAGUGGGACCGGAAGCAAGAGAAAAGCGAAAUAAAAUUGAUUGAUGAUGGAAGAACAGCAGAGCGUUUACUUAAGUGGAUAAAUAAGCAAAUGGAAAGCUCUUUUACUUUGGAUGACAAAAAGUAUGAGAACGAAAAUAUGCUUCAAAACAAUGCUUCAUAUCCUAAACAGGUUGUUCAAGCAAUUUACGAUGUUGCGGAAGCAACAGCUCAUGUAUUACAGAAAAUUUUGGAGCACAAGGUUCUACUUAAAUGAUCAAAAUUCACGAUUAAAAGUGGCAGAGCUAGCCCAUGUGUGGAACGAGCUAGUUCAAUGUUCUAUGUUGGAAGAGUGAAGGGAGAUGGUUUAUGGGGGCUCGUUUGUCCACAAAAUACUGUUGAUUAUUGGUACUGCUUAGUACACAUGAUUAGUGUACCACAAUUUAUGGGAAAUAUUAUACUCAGUUGAAUGUUGAUCCAAAAUGAGUCAAAGAGAGUGGUAUGUGGUUUUUCUGGAA